ACUGUGUCAUUCAAAAACCUUCGGCGCCGUGAAAGCAGAAGCAUAUCGUAUUUCACCGCCGCGAAUGGUGACACGGUAAUAUGGCGCACCAGUUGAAUGGUAUGGGUUCAACGCCAGAGACGGUUGAAAAUACAGGCACCUCACCGAAUGCUCCAGGGUCUUCUGAGACAUCCUCAAUCCAUCAGCGCAGGCCGGCAAAACGGGAUCGUGUAGCGCUGGCCUGUCAGCGAUGUAAGACACGAAAACAAAAAUGUGAUGGUCAACGUUCGGCCUGUGCAUCUUGCGCAAGAUUGAACUUGAAAUGUACAUACAUCGUUCCUCUUGUCCCUGCUGCAGGUGAAAAGAAGCUAUAUAUUAAAGCUUUGGAGCAAAGGGUGGCUGAGCUCGAAUCAAUGCUCGCAUCUUUAGGUCAAGCUAGAGCCAGCAAUGACCAUUUGAGAGGAAUAGUGCCAGCCGUUUCAUCGCCCAUCUUACCAGAAGUAAAUAUAUCAGGCACACGCCUUUCACGACACUCGCUUCAACAGUCUGACGAUGAUACUAAUGAUGUCCUUAAUGCGGUGCGAGAUCUGUCACUAUCCGCGUCUGGUUGUUAUGUUGGGGCAUCGUCCAAUAUCACCAUUGGACGCGUGCUAAGUUCCGUUCUUCGUAGCGAAAAGAGUCCCGUAGCGGGCCACGUUGAGCACUUCAAUGCUCCUAUCGAAGAAAACGACCCGGCCCCAAAAUCUAUUCUCUCAACUGGGUUUAGUGAUAUGACUGGUGAGCCUUUCCUGGCUCCGACUGUGGCCCACCGGCUACUCGAAGGGUGGUUUCAACAUGUUGCUACACGAUAUCCAGUCCUAUACACAGCCAACGUGAUGGAACUUCAUAACAGUCGAGAGACCUUGACAGAAGCAUACGACAGAAGUAUUUUACAUCUAGUAUAUGCCGUGAGUGGACGAUGGCUGGAAUCUGCUGGUGAGACGGGUCACUUCUCUACUGAUCAUCACUACAAUGCUGCAUAUCAGAAUAUGGAUGCGAUUCUUCAACUGCGGGAUUAUCGGACAGUGGACUACUUGCUGCUGAUGGCACUCUACUGCACACGAGCGCCCCGUAAUCCAGGAGCAUGGACAUAUGUCGGAGCUGCUAUGCGGCUAUGCAUAGAGCUUGGCCUUCACCGUCGGCAAAGACGAAUACAGCCGGGCAUAGAGUUGGAAAUGAGCAAGCGACGAUUCUGGACGACAUACUUCCUGGAUCGCGAUAUUUCUAUCGCUAUAGGCCGGCCACCGAGCCUCUCAGAUCACGACAUUGACGCAGAAAUGCCUCUGGAUAUUGAUGAAGACACAAGUAAUGAUGAUAUAAUUCGGCAAGCGUCGAUGCAUCUUGCAAAUAUCCCGGCCAGCCCGGCCAACAGUUUGACAUCAUUCCUACACAGAUUGAGACUGAAACGUGUUGAGUCGGAAAUUCAACAUGAAAUAUACCGGGUAGAUCAGCCGAAGACAGUGUCGGAUGAUACGAUAAAUGAUUUCCUAGAUCGCCUGAAGUCGUGGAAAGACGCCAUUCCAUUCGAGGCAAAAGCAUUUGCUCAUCAGUCUAAUGUGCCAUAUGAGGGCCUCGAGCUGUACACCAUCCACUACCAUCGUUGCGUACGGUAUCUCCUAUAUCCUUCUUUGGCAGAAGUGCCUAUUAAUGGGCACUAUCUUGAACUAUGUGCCGAGGCAUGUUCUGGUAUUAUCUCGGACUAUCGACGGCUCCACCGUGUUUUCCCAGUUGGCUUCUCAGCUCUGAGUAUCCAGUCUGUAUUUCUCGCAGGGUUGACUCUAAUCUACUGCGCAUGGCUGUCACCUCCAGGCUAUAUCAACGUUGACGGGUCGCUUACCGAUUGUCAGCUACUGUUAUAUAUCGUGGCUGAACGUUACCCUUCUGCACGGAGAUACCGAGACAUCUUUGAACGAAUCAAAGUGGCAAUUUUGGAUAUAAUUGCCCAAGGAAAGCACGAGCCGCGACUUCCAGUUUGUUUGGAUCCAUCAGCACAAGAAAGCGUCGCGGGAUUCCAAGGUCAGUGGGGACAUGGUAUGGCGGGAAUGGGCAAUGAGUACAACUUCAUGAUCAACAACAUGAUUGGAGCUCCGGUAACGACUCCACCAUUUGAGCUUGAACUAGACCCAACAGCCACAUGUCUGUUAGGCGAAUACGCUCAACACACUGCAGAUUUUGGCUUUCCAGUAUGGCCCACUAUGCCACAAUUACGAGAAGGUUCAAUGGCAUGGAUGCAGUGAGGGGCAACUUUCAGUGAAUAUCAUUCUGUAGCGAUCUUUUGAUGAGCACUGUUAUCCAGACAUGUAACAAAAGGGGUAGAGAGGUCGUAUUAUGUCACACUCUAUAUAGUAAAGUCGUUGAAGACCCAUUUAUCCACUGUGAUGCCUCAUGAGUGGUAAGUCUGUUG
Truncatella angustata is the source of this 2422-nucleotide messenger RNA. Its product is annotated as fungal-specific transcription factor domain-containing protein. Gene Ontology annotation, molecular function: sequence-specific DNA binding; DNA-binding transcription factor activity, RNA polymerase II-specific; zinc ion binding. Lineage: Eukaryota; Fungi; Ascomycota; Sordariomycetes; Amphisphaeriales; Sporocadaceae. The coding region runs from base 81 to 2255 and encodes 724 amino acids. Gene Ontology annotation, biological process: positive regulation of transcription by RNA polymerase II; DNA-templated transcription. The record is from RefSeq and is a predicted model, not a curated record. The transcript has 4 exons.